CUUGAGCGCCACUUUGUCUCUCCAUUUCCAAUCCACGUCUUCACCCUCGUCUUGUCCGCCCAACCAGCAUGGUCUCGUCCUCAACGGGCACAACUUCAGCAGAGUCGCUCCUCAAAGUCUGCGCAGAGGUCGUCGCUGGCCUCAUUUCAGCACACGAGUCGCACUCGCCCGUCUCCCUCUCUGAGCUGCGAAAGAAGGCAUGUCGCAAGCACAAGCACAAGGGCGUCCCACGCCUCACAGACAUCAUCGCCUCCAUCCCUGAAGCAUACCGCCCUUUACUCCUCCCAGCACUUCGAGCAAAGCCAAUUCGCUCCGCCUCAGGCAUCGCAGUUGUAGCCGUGAUGUGCAAGCCACACCGCUGCCCACACAUAGCCAUGACGGGCAACGUGUGCGUCUACUGCCCAGGUGGGCCAGACUCGGACUUUGAGUAUUCGACGCAGAGCUACACGGGCUACGAGCCGACAUCCAUGCGAGCCAUUAGAGCACGAUACGACCCAUACGAGCAGAGCAGAGGCAGAGUCGCCCAGCUGCGUGAGCUUGGCCACUCGGUAGACAAGGUCGAGUACAUCAUCAUGGGAGGGACGUUCAUGUCGCUCAGUGAGGAGUACCGGAACAAGUUCAUUGCUCAGCUGCAUAACGCCUUGAGUGGACACACGGGAAUGGAUGUAGACGAGGCCGUCAGAUACUCAGAGCGCUCCCCUACCAAGUGCAUCGGUAUCACCAUCGAGACUCGCCCGGACUACUGCUUGCCACCGCACCUCUCUCAACUACUGAGAUACGGUUGUACCCGCCUGGAGAUCGGUGUGCAAUCCGUAUACGAGGAUGUGGCACGCGAUACCAAUCGAGGCCACACGGUCAAGGCCACCUGUGAAACUUUCGAGCUAGCAAAGGAGGCAGGCUACAAGGUCGUUACGCAUAUGAUGCCCGAUCUGCCCAACGUAGGCUACGAACGAGAUAUGGAGCAAUUCGUGGAGAUGUUCAGCAACCCGGCAUUCAGGCCUGACGGACUCAAGAUCUACCCGACACUCGUCAUCCGCGGUACAGGCCUGUACGAGCUCUGGCGCACGGGCAGAUACAAGAACUACUCGCCCUCCUUCCUCGUCGACCUUGUCGCUCGCAUCCUCGCACUCGUUCCACCCUGGACGAGAGUCUACCGCGUGCAGAGGGACAUCCCUAUGCCUCUGGUCUCGUCGGGCGUGGAGAACGGGAACCUUCGCGAGCUGGCAUUGCAGCGUAUGCGGGACUUUGGCCUGGAGUGCCGUGAUGUGAGGACGAGGGAGGUGGGGAUUCACGAGAUCCAUAACAAGGUGCUGCCCGAGGACGUCGAGCUCGUGCGCAGGGACUACGUGGCUAAUGGAGGUUGGGAAACCUUCCUGAGUUACGAGGAUCCGAAACGCGAUAUCCUCGUGGCAUUGCUCCGUCUCAGAAAGUGCAACGAUACCUCGACGUUCAGGGAAGAGCUUGUCAGGAGUAGCGAAGAAGAACAAGAGGCUGGCGUCGGGGCAGGACCUGGCGGAGCGAGUAUGGUGCGCGAGCUGCAUACAUAUGGGACUGCGGUGGGCAUUCACUCGAGGGACCCAACCAAGUUCCAGCAUCAAGGGUUUGGAACGUUGCUCAUGGAAGAGGCGGAACGAAUCAGCAGGGAAGAGCAUCAAUCGACGAAGCUGGCUGUCAUCUCUGGUGUGGGGACGAGGGACUUCUACCGCAGGCUGGGCUACGAGCUGGAUGGCGUUUACAUGAGCAAGGGUUUGCGCAGCGUGCAGAAGCUCAAGGGGCCAUCUACGCCGGAUGACGACGACGACGACGACGAUGACGAAUGGUGGUAGUGGGUCACGAUCCGUAGCAGAUAGAAUUCCCCGGCUCGCAAUGUACAACAUCGCCUCGUGUCCGUGAUGCCUCU
Molecule: messenger RNA, 1900 nt
Organism: Jaminaea rosea
Lineage: Eukaryota; Fungi; Basidiomycota; Exobasidiomycetes; Microstromatales
Product: histone acetyltransferase ELP3
Exons: 1
Coding region: 69-1826 (585 amino acids)
Biological process (GO): tRNA wobble base 5-methoxycarbonylmethyl-2-thiouridinylation
Cellular component (GO): cytoplasm; nucleus; elongator holoenzyme complex
Molecular function (GO): iron-sulfur cluster binding; acyltransferase activity, transferring groups other than amino-acyl groups
Source: RefSeq, a predicted model, not a curated record